Helianthus annuus (common sunflower) is the source of this 1186-nucleotide messenger RNA. RefSeq lists its product as uncharacterized. NCBI's taxonomy places the organism in Eukaryota, Viridiplantae, Streptophyta, Magnoliopsida, Asterales, Asteraceae. The transcript has a single exon. The record is from RefSeq and is a predicted model, not a curated record. The coding region runs from base 90 to 1007 and encodes 305 amino acids.
AAUCAUCAGUUCAUCACCCAAUCAUCCCAUAUUCACAGCCACCACCAAACUUAUAUCCUUGUCAUACAACAACCACAUGAAACAAUAACAUGAUCACCACCUCAUCCGCCAUCACCACCGCCGGUAGAAAUAGAAUCACUACCACUUUCUACCACCAUGGUUUCACCAAACCGGCAGCUUACUUCCUCAUCAUCCUCUUAUCAUAUUACCUCGGCUACUUAUCAGCUCUCUCAAAGAACCCAUCAUAUAACCCACACCACCACUACACCACCACAAACAUAACCACUGAUAUCGACCACUACAACUUCCAAACUCACUGUGCUGACCCGGUUCCACCCGAACUCAUUCGCCAAACAAUCCUAAACCGAAUCUUCAACGGGUCAUCUCCUUAUCAAGAUUUCCCACAAGCCCACAUCAAACCACUCUUGCGCCACAAAUGGAUCAAAGGUUGGGGCUCAACCGGGCUCGUGUUCAAGAACUUGAUCAACAAAGUCCAACCCAAAACCAUAAUCGAAAUCGGCACCUUCCUUGGUGCCUCGGCUAUCCACAUGGCCGAGUUGACUCACCAACUCGGCCUCCAGACUCAGAUUCUUUGCAUAGAUGACUUUCGAGGCUGGCCGGGCUUACCAAACCGGUUUCAAGACAUUAAAAUGAUAAAUGGUGACACAAUGUUGUUGUACCAGUUUAUGCAAAAUGUGGUUUCUGUGAAUGCAAGUGAGAGUGUUGUAUUUUUACCUUUUUCGACUGGGUGGGCUCUUGAGAAGUUGUGCGAGUGGGGCGUGUUUGGGGACUUGAUUGAAAUUGACGCAGGUCAUGAUUUUCAUUCGGCUUGGUCGGAUAUCAAUCGGGCUUAUAAGUUACUGAGGCCAGGUGGGAUUCUUUUCGGGCAUGAUUAUUUUACUGUCGCGGAUAAUAGAGGUGUUAGAAGAGCGGUCAAUAUGUUUGCCCGGGUUAAUGGGUUUCGGGUCAAGGCCGAUGGCCAACAUUGGGUACUUAACUCGAUCUAAGUCCUGAACUAGUGGAAAUAAGUCACGCAUUUGUGAUGGAGAUUGUAAUCCCGUAUUUAUUCCGAAUACAAUUUUAUAUUGAAACGUAUAUAAAACUAAACACGUUAAAUUAUAUAAAACUUUAAACUGGUAACUAUAAUUUGUAUUGUUAGACGAAUCUACUGCUUUCUAUUAUUAAC